This is a messenger RNA of Phragmites australis (common reed), 1133 nucleotides long. RefSeq names its product ethylene-responsive transcription factor 4-like. Bases 162 to 887 code for a protein of 241 amino acids. The record is from RefSeq and is a predicted model, not a curated record. NCBI's taxonomy places the organism in Eukaryota, Viridiplantae, Streptophyta, Magnoliopsida, Poales, Poaceae. Gene Ontology annotation, biological process: regulation of DNA-templated transcription. The transcript has a single exon. Gene Ontology annotation, molecular function: DNA-binding transcription factor activity; DNA binding.
GCUCCACCACUAACGCUCCGCUUCCCCCUAGUUGGCUCCCUUUUUUUAACCCGCCUCCCUCUAUAAAUGUUGCCCCUUCCCCCUCGCCUUAUCCUAGGCCUUCCACCCCACCGCACCUCGCAGAACCGAAAGGUCCGCACGCAUACGCCACUUGUACACCCAUGGUGCCCAGGACGGCGGAGAAGUCGCCUUUGCCGCCGGCCACCGGGCUCGGUCUCGGCCUCGGCGGAGGAGCCGGAGGCGCGGGGAUGGGGUCGCACUACAGAGGCGUGAGGAAGCGCCCGUGGGGACGUUACGCCGCGGAGAUCCGCGACCCGGCCAAGAAGAGCCGCGUGUGGCUGGGCACGUACGACACGGCCGAGGAGGCCGCACGCGCCUACGACUCUGCCGCACGCGAAUUCCGCGGCGCCAAGGCCAAGACGAACUUCCCGUUCCCGUCCCAGUGUCCCGUCGCCACGGGCGGCGGCAGCCCGAGCAGUAACAGUACCGUAGAGUCGAGCGGAGGCGGAGGCGGCAGCGGCUGCGGUGCCCAGGCGCCCAUGCAGGCCAUGCCGCUGCCUCCGGCCUUCGAUUUCGAUCUCUUCCACCGGGCGGCGGCCGUGACUGCUGUUGCCGGAGGCGGCAUGCGGUUUCCUUUCAAGGGCUACCCUGUUGCGCGCCCGGCCCCGCACCGGUACUUCUACGAACAGGCGGCAGCUGCCGCGGCCGCCGCGGCCGGCUACCGCAUGCUCAAGGUCGCGCCGCCGGUCACCGUGGCAGCCGUCGCGCAGAGCGACUCCGACUCCUCGUCGGUGGUUGAUCACACACCAUCGCCACCGGCGGUGACCACGAAGAAGGAGGUUGCCUUUGAUCUGGAUCUGAACUGGCCGCCGCCGGCGGAGAACUAGGCACAACGGAGUUUUUAGCUGACGACUUAGUAGUUUGUCUUUCUUUUUUCCUUCAGGAAUAUUACUUCUGUUUUUUUUGGUCCUCUUGCCUGUAUUUUUGUUUAGUAGUUUGUUGGAGACGGAGGAGCCUUAUGUAAAUAGUUUUUCCGCCGAGGACGGAGUUGAUCUGAGAUCUGUUCGUCUGUUUAAGCAGAUCAUGCCGGCGUUGAUAUGGACUGAUCCAUGGAAUAUAUAUGUAUUUCAUUC